Molecule: messenger RNA, 2066 nt
Organism: Labrus mixtus (cuckoo wrasse)
Lineage: Eukaryota; Metazoa; Chordata; Actinopteri; Labriformes; Labridae
Product: sperm-associated antigen 16 protein
Exons: 2
Coding region: 14-1789 (591 amino acids)
Molecular function (GO): protein binding
Source: RefSeq, a predicted model, not a curated record
CAGAGGAGACAAAAUGUCAACGCAGAGAAAAGAGAGAGCAGAGGAGGAGAACAGAGAGGAGGAGAACAAGGUGGAGGAGGAGAGGAGUGACGAUGAGGAGGACUUUGAGGAGGCGAUGAGAGAGUUCGCCUCCUCCACUGCUUCCAGAAGAAAAUGCGAACCUCCCAAACUUCAAAUGAUUCCAAAAAUCCCAGAGGCGGUGGACGACUUCCUGAGGAACUUUCUCCGGAAAUUAGGGAUGAGCCGGACUCUGAGGAGCUUUGAGGCCGAGUGGUACGGCUCGGCUCAGAAACUCCAGACUGAAUCUCUGAGGAUGACUUCAGCAGGAGUGUCCUUCAUCCCUGACGCGCUCACACACAGGCAGCUCCUCCACAGCGAGCUGCAGGAGGUCCACAGAGAGACCGAGCUGCUCCGAGAGGAGGUGCUGGCUGCAGGGGAGAGACUGGGGAGGAUGCGGAGGGAGACGGAUUUCCACCGGCUGCAGUACAGACGAGUCCAGGAGGAGAAAAACAGGCUGAUAAACGACUUCAAAAAGCUGAAAAAACACCUGGAGUCAUACGAGCCGGCGCUGAAACAGCUGGACGAGAAAUAUCAAACAGCUCUGAGUCAGAAAAUGCUAAUCAGUAUAGAAAAGGAGCGAGUUAAAAGCAGCAUAAAUGCACAACCGAACCAGGAAAAACCCAAAAUGAAGAAAGAAAGAAGCAUCAAAAGCGGAGACAGGCCUGAUAAAUCUCCAGAGAAAAGCAACAAAAUGAGAUAUCCAAAGUUUCCUGACCCACACCUGGCUCAGGUGAGUUUUGAAACAUGUAAAAGUUCCUUCAGUCUGUCCUGCUCCAUGAGGGCUCACCAGCUCCCCAUCAGCUGCGUCGACCUGCAUCCACGAAAGCUGGUCCUCUCCUCCGCCAGUGACGACCGCAGCUGGAGACUGUGGGCGCUGCCAGCCGACGGAGAGAAGGUUGGUCAGAUGGUGAUGACAGGUGAGGGUCAUUCUGAUUGGCUGUCCGGGUGCAGUUUUCACCCUGACGGCGCAAAACUGGCGACCACAAGUGGAGACAGCACGGUAGGUUCCUCUCUACAUUAUUCUCCCGUGUCGUCUGAUCUUCUCGUCCUGUCGUUGAUUCUCGGACGGUUCCUCCUGCAGGUGCGUCUCUGGGACUUCUCUCGUGGCUGCUGCGUGCUGAUGCUCGCCGGUCACACUCAGCCGACCUGGGGCUGCUCCUUCCACUCGUGCGGUCACCUCCUGGCGUCUUGCUCUGCCGACAGAACCAUCAAGCUGUGGGACCUGAACAGAGCGAGCUGUCACCUUACACUGCGCCGCCACACCGCCUCCGUCAACAGCGUCCGCUUCCUGCCCUUCUCUGACCUCCUCCUCGCCUGCUCCGCUGAUAAAACCCUCGCCUUGUGGGACGCCAAAGUGGGUAUCUGUGUUGCCACCUUCCAGGGUCACCAGCACCCCUGCAACGACGCCGCUUUCAGCCUGGCAGGAGGCAUCGCCGCCUCCUGUGACACCGGCGGCGUCGUCAAGCUGUGGGACGUCAGGAAACCGUCAUCAGCAACCGCAACUGUAGAAGCUGGACAACAGGCCGCCAAUCAGGUGGCGUUCAGCCCAUCAGGGAAGACUUUAGCUGUUGCCUGCAGUGACGGUCUGGUCAGGAUGGUGGAUGUGGCUUCUCUCGUUGUGAGCAGCCUGUCGGGACACAGCGAUGGCGUGCAGAGUGUGACGUUUGACCACAAGGGGGAGACUGUGAUAUCAGCGGGGAGUGAUGGGUUGAUAAACGUCUGGUCAUGACCAACAGGAAACCUUGAAGUUAUAGAGACAACAGAAGAACUACCAAAGACUGCAGUUCCUCAAAUGGCCACAUGGGGAUGGCUCGGUGAGCGAGUCACUGCCCAUAGAGCCACAUGUUUCAUAACUCUACUGCAGGAAUAAACACAGAACUGUGGGUACAAAAAGAACAUUUCCUGAUUUGUUACACCAUCUCUAUAUAACUCCAGUUUAAAGGAUUAACCUCAUUAAUAAUAAAUAAAUAACCAGACAGCAUGAAGGUGGUGAUUUUAACAUUUGU